This is a messenger RNA of Paramecium sonneborni, 1132 nucleotides long. Lineage: Eukaryota; Ciliophora; Oligohymenophorea; Peniculida; Parameciidae. The record is from the annotation of a GenBank genome assembly.
AUAAAAUAUUAAAGUGAAUAUGGGUUCUUGUCAAAUAAAUUGUUGUGCAAUGAAAAAUGGUGAAUUAGUUUAAAAAGAUUGUAGAAAAAAUGAAGUAGAUAUAGAUGAAUUUGAUCUUUCGGAAUAAGAGAAUAAUGAAAAUAGUAUUGCAUCAAUGUCCUAAUAAUAGUAAAUAAAUGAGAAUGGAAUAUAAAAUAAUAAAGAAAGAGAGAAAUUCUAAGAAGAUAAUGAUAAUUAGUCUAUGAGAAAGAAUUUAUAGCGAUAAUAAUUAAAAGAGGUGAGUAUUACAUAUAUAAAUUGUAUGUAAAGAUAGAAAUUUGAUGCAAUAAAAUUAGAUAAGGGUGCAAUUUAUGAAGGAGAAUGGUUGUUAGGUAAAAGAGAUGGGAUAGGGAAAUAAUAAUGGCCAGAUGGUUCAUAUUAUGAAGGUUAAUGGAAAGAUGAUUAGAGUAAUGGUUGGGGAAAAUUAUGUCAUGCUGAUGGUGAUGUUUAUGAAGGAUAAUGGAUAAAUGAUAAAGCAAAUGGUAAAGGUGAUUAUAUAAAUAUAAAUGGUGUAAAAUAUGAAGGGAAUGUAAUUAUUUAAUAUAAUAUUAUAUAGUGGGUUGAUGAUAAAUAAGAUGGUAUUGGAAUUGAAAGAUGGCCAGAUGGUUCUGUAUAUGAAGGUGAAUAUAAAGCAGGUAAAAAAAAUGGAAAAGGAAUUCUAUUAUUAGUGGAUGGAUCUAAAUAUGAAGGAACAUUCUUAGAUAAUUAAAUAGAUGGAGAAGGAACAUAUUAUUGGCCUGAUAGUAGAAUUUAUACAGGUUAAUGGAAGAAAAAUAAAAUGCAUGGACAUGGAUAAGUUAGUUGGUCAGAUGGAAGAAAAUAUAUUGGAGUAAUAUUAUUACUAUAUUUUAGGAAUAUUAUGAAGAUAAAAAACAUGGUAGAGGAUCAUUUGAAUGGGGAGAUGGAAGAAAAUAUGAAGGUAAUUGGAUAAACGGUAAGAUUCAUUUUAUUAUUUUUAGGUAAAUAAUAAGGAAUUGGAAUUUAUUUUAUGCCAAAUGGAGAAUGGAAAGAUGGAAUUAAAAAUAGAUGGUUAGAAGUUUAAGAAAUUGAAUAGUAUCUUCAACAAAAUAUCGAUAAUCUAAAAAUAUAAUGA